Scylla paramamosain (green mud crab) is the source of this 3664-nucleotide messenger RNA. RefSeq lists its product as uncharacterized. The record is from RefSeq and is a predicted model, not a curated record. Lineage: Eukaryota; Metazoa; Arthropoda; Malacostraca; Decapoda; Portunidae. The coding region runs from base 1391 to 3031 and encodes 546 amino acids. The transcript has 12 exons.
GUAUUAACAAUCGCUGUUAUUAUUUUCGAUCAGUUUCCAAUUAGUAGUAAUAAUAUUCGUCUGUUCGUAUCACUUGUUGCAAUAUUAAUGAGUUUCGCGUAAUUGAUAUUAACAAUGAUCAAUUUCGUAUAACAAGCAUCAUUACUUAUCAAAGUCGUAUAGCUUGUAUUAAUAAUUAUCAGUUCGUAUUAUUGGUAUUAAGAUUUAUCUCUCUCGUAUUAUUGAUAUCAGCAAUUAUCAACUCAGUAUUACUUCUAUCUCAACACUUAUCACAUUCGUAUUGCUGGUAUUAAUAUCUAUAACUUCUGUAUCAUGAGGUAGAAAAGAAGGAAAGAAGGAAGGAAGGAAGGUGAAAAGAAGGAAAAAAAAGAGAAAGGAAGAAAGAAAUGAAAGAAGGAAAACAAGAAUGAUACAUGUAAGAUUAGUGUAUGUGUGUGUGUGUGUGUGUGUGUGUGUGUGUGUGUGUGUGUGUGUAAAGCCCUCCUAUCACACGCCGUAUUAAAAGAUUCCAGAAACACGCUUCAAAAUCACAGCGUUUAAAAGUGAAUGAUGGUUUUGUUUCUAUCGCGCUGAUCUCUUAAGCCACUGAGGAACACAUUGAGGGGCGGGUAAAUAAAGGGGAUUGCAGCGCAGGAUAAAAGUGGAUGUGAUUUCAGUUCAGUUGAGUUUCAAGUUUGUGAUGAUUGUUGAUUUGUUCUGUAAUGGGAAUGAGUAGUGUUGUCUGUCUGUCUGUCUGUCUGUCUGCAUGUUAUAUUUGGUAAUGGUAAUAAUAAUGAUGAUAAUGAUGGUGAUGAUAAGAAUAAUGAUAAUGCUAAUAAUAAUAAUAGUAACAACAUCAACAAUAAUAAUAAUGAUAAUAAUAAUAAUAAUAAUAAUAAUAAUAAUAAUAAUAAUAAUAAUAAUAAUAAUAAAUAUAUCAAUAGCAAUAAUAUGAAUAAUUAAUAAAUAAAUAAACAAAUCUACUUUCACCACAUUAACAACAACAACAACAACAACAACAACAACAACAACAACAACAACAACAACUGCUACUACUACUACUACUACUACUACUACUACUACUACUACUACUACUACUACUACUACUACUACACUUAACCACCACUUACCAACACUGCUACAACUAGCAACAACAAAAACAAUAACAACAACAACGAAAACUACCACCACCACCACCACCACUACCACCACUACUACUACUACUACUAGUACUACUACUACUGAUAAUAAUAACAAUAACAAUAACAACCAUAAGCCAAAGGAAUGAGCUGGAAGGCAAAUAAUGUAGGUAUAGAAUAGAUUAGUUCCGAAACCCAUUAAUUGCUUGCCACACCUGCCACCUGUGUGUGUGUGUGUGUGUGUGUGUGUGUGUGUGCGUGUGCUCUGAAACAUGUCUAACCUUCUUUUAACACUUUUCUUAAUACAACCACCACCGUCACCACCACCACCACCACAGCAGGACCAGCAGAUGGCGGCGCGGAAGAAGGCGGAGGCGCAACAGCUGUUGAUUGAGCUGGACAGUGACAGAGACUGGGCCAAUGCCUGCAAGCGGCCGGGACUGCUGGUGGUGGACGUGUACAGUGAUUGGUGCGGCCCCUGCUCCAGCAUGACAGGCCAUCUCAGGAGGAUCAAACUGGAGCUGGGAGACGAAUUCCUGACACUCGCCACGGCAAAUGCGGAUCGCAUUGAACUCCUGGAAAAGUUUAGAGGAAAAGCAGAACCAACAUGGCUGAUCCUGGGGACGGGCAAGGCUAUGGAUGUGAUUCACGGGGCGGACGGUCCUCGCCUACUGAACUCUAUAAGAAGACUCCUGAAGGUGGAGGUGGCUGCCAUCAAGGGGGACGGAGACAGACCCGUGGUGCUGCUGGACUCCCUGGUGAAGCCCGAGGAGGUGAUCGAGCCUGACGAGGACCUGGAUGACGUGGAGGGAGAGCUGCACAACAUAGACGACAGCGAGGAGGCGUCUGAACUGUCUGAGGCGGAGCUGCAGACUGGUGUUCUGUUCAUCCUGCCUCACAUCAUUUCGCACGACCAGGCUGAGACCUUCCUGUCCAACGUGGUGGCGGCAGGUUUUGAAAUCGUGGGCCACAUACAAGAGGAACUAACAAGAGAAGAUCUUCACGCCCUCCUCUUUCCGAAAGAGGAGGAGGGGAAGGAGGAGGAGGGGGAGGAGGAGGAGGAGGGCGAGAAGGAAGAGGAGGGCGAGGAGGACGGGGAGGAAGCGGCGCAGAAGGAAGGCACGGACGAGGAAGGAGCUACUGAGCAGCAGACGGGAGAAGAGGAAGAAGCUGCAGGGGAGGCAGAAGGGGAGGAAGGAGGAGGAGGAGGAGGAGGAGGAGGAGGAGGAGGAGGAGGAGGAGGAGGAGGAGGAGGAGAGGAAGGAGACACGGAGGAGGAUCUUCUACAUUGGGAGGAAGAAUUGGGACACGGGCCUCUCUACGUACUACUACUGAAGGUGGAGGAAGGCAGCGUGGUGACGGCGUGGUAUCAAGUGCUGGGACCCCCUGACCUGGAGAAGGCGAGGGUGGAGGAGCCUGACUCGCUGGUGGCGCAGUUCGGGGAGGAGGGUCACGUGGUGCCCGCCUGGCUGCCGAAGGGGCGGCAGUUGCAAGAGCGUCUGUCCGCCAGGUUUUUCCCUCCUCCUCCAGACGCCUCUGUGCCGCGCCUCCUGCUGCUGCCUGACACGGAUCACCACGAGGUGCUGGAGAAGAUGAGUGUGGCGGGGGUGCGGGUCUUGGCCCAUACGCAGGCUACUCUCUCCCAGGAAAGCCUGCAGUGUGUGCCCAGCCUGGCCGCCUCGCAGACACUCAUGGCCGCGGCAGGGUCUGUGGUGCUGGCCGUGGCGAUAUCAGGCGAAGGGACGGAGGAGUGCGCCGCUGAAUACUCGCCCCUGCACCUCACCACGGACAGCAACAGCGCCAAGGGAGAGGUGGAGCUGUUCUUCCCGGACCUCCUCACGCCGCAGGAGCAGGAGGAGGAGCCGCAGACGCAGAUGCAGAUCGAGCAGAGCAAGGAAGGAGACGCGGCUUGAGUGGCUCUUUACUGCAUGAAAAGUGUGAAUAUAAACAAUUCUGGUGAUUGGCAGGUUUGAAUUUUAUGUAAGGUUGUGAGUGGUGCGUUUGAAUUCAAAGACAGUUGGUGAUUGGUGCAUUUGAAUUAAAAGACAGUUGGUGAUUGGUGCGUUUGCAUUUAGUGGUGAUUUGAUAGGUGCGUUUGAAUUAUUAAGUGAUUGUGAUUGAUGUGUUUAAAUUCAAGGGUUGCGAUUGGUGCGUUUGAAUUUAUGGGUGAUUUGAUUGGUGUGUUUGGAUUUAGAGGUGAUUUAACUGGUUACUGGUGAGUUUAAAUCUGACUAUUCUGAGUGGUGAAUUUGAAUCUAGAAAGAGGCGGUGAUUAGUGCGUUCAAAUUUACAGGUGAUUCGAACGUUCGUCUGAAAAAAAAAAAAAAAAAAAAAAAUAGAAUGAAUAAGAUAAACAAAAUACGAGUAAAUAAAUAGAUAAAUAAAUAGAUAAAUAAAUCGAUAAAUAAGAGUUUCCACCUUAAAUCAAUGAACUAAAAAGGUGUACUAGUGAUAUGUUAGUCUGUAAAUCCAUGUUUUUUUUUUAUUUAUAUUAUUUUCAGACUAUAAUUUUCAUUUCUCUGGCUUAAAGGAGCGUGAGAUGAUAA